UGUUGAUUCGACCGUAGAAGAAGAAGUUGCUGCUGUUGUUGUGGGAGUGAUCAGCUGACUGGGCUAAAGCUAAAGCUAAUAGAGAACCAUGGCGUUCGUAACAGCCAACUGGAACCCACUGGGAGAAGCUUUUUAUCGUAAAACGGAGCUGUACGAGAUGUGUUGGAACUUGAGGGAUGGACUCAGGGACUGUCUGGUGGCAGCAGCUCCAUAUGGAGGACCGAUAGCUCUCCUCAGAGAACCUCACAGACGUUCUCCUAGUUCUCGUCCUCAGUUAGAGAUUUAUUCUGCAUCUGGAGUCGCCAUCGCCAGCUUCCCGUGGAAGAGUGGACCAGUAGUCCACUUGGGUUGGACAGUUAGUGAUGAGCUGUUGUGCAUUCAAGAGGAUGGAUCAGUUCUGAUCUACGACCUGUUUGGAUCCUUCAAGAGACACUUCAGUAUGGGUCAGGAAGUGGUGCAGAGUCAGGUGUUGGAAGCCAAAGUGUUCCACUCUCCUUAUGGAACAGGUGUUGCCAUAGUAACAGGCUCCUCACGCUUCACCCUGGCAACCAACAUCGACGACCUGAAGCUUCGGAGGUUACCUGAAGUGCCAGGUCUACAGGGGAAGCCGUCCUGCUGGGUCGUCCUCACUCAGGACAGACAGACUAAAGUCCUGCUGGCCAACGGACCUGAACUCUACAUCCUGGACAACACAUCCUGUACUGCUGUGAGUCCUCUAGGUCUUGGUCCUCAGGCUGGAAGUAUUGUCCAUAUGUGUGUGUCCUUCAGCUAUAAGUACCUGGCUCUCUUCACUGACACUGGACACCUGUGGACAGGCCCCUCGCACCUCCAGGACAAACUGAGUGAAGUCGACACCAAGAAGCCGACGCCCCCCAAACAGAUGGUGUGGUGUCGCAGACCAAAGAGUCAGCAGCCUUCUGUGGUGUUGAUGUGGGACAAACUGCUCAUGGUGGCCGGAGUCUGUCAGGACACCAUCCAGUUUCCCGUAGAGGAUCAAUGUGUUCUGGUGGGAGAGCUUGAUGGAGUUCGGAUCAUCAGCUCGAUGAAUCAGGAGCUGCUUCAGGAGGUUCCUCUGGUCUGUCAGGACAUCUUUAAAAUCGCCUCCAUGGCUCCUGGAGCUCUGCUGCUGGAGGCCCACCGAGAGUACGAGAAAUCAAGUCAAAAGGCUGAUGAGUACCUGAGGGAGAUCAAGGAGCAAAGCAUGCUGGGAGAAGCAGUCCGACAGUGUGUGGAGGCAGCAGGACAUGAAUAUGACACCAAUACCCAGAAGUCCCUACUAAGGGCGGCGUCCUUUGGGAAGUGUUUCCUGACUGACUUUAGUCCGGAUCCGUUCGUCUCGACCUGCAGAGAACUCAGAGUGCUGAACGGCGUCAGAGAGAGCGCCGUGGGAUUGCCACUCACACACACUCAAUUCAAGCAGAUGACUCUACAGGUGCUGAUCGACAGGUUGGUGUAUCGUCAGUUUUAUCCGUUAGCGAUAGAAAUCUGCCGUUACCUGAAGAUUCCAGAUUACCAGGGAGUUAGCAGAGUCCUCAAACACUGGGCUUCAUGCAAGGUGCAGCAGAAGGACCUAUCAGACGAGGCCAUAGCCCGAGCAGUGUGUGUGAAGGUGGGAGACUCACCUGGAGUUUCUUACUCACACAUCGCAGCUAAAGCGUAUGAAUGUGGACGUACAGAGCUCGCCAUCAAGCUGCUGGACUUUGAGGCUCGGUCUGGAGAGCAGGUUCCUCUGCUGCUGAAGAUGAAGAGGAGUCAGCUGGCUCUCAGUAAAGCUGUGGAGAGUGGAGACACUGAUCUAGUGUACACCGUGGUGACGUACUUGAAGAACGAGAUGAACAGAGGAGACUUCUUCAUGACUCUGAGGAACCAACCGGUCGCUCUGAGUCUCUACAGACAGUUCUGUAAAUUGCAGGAACAGGACACUCUGAAGGAUCUUUAUAAUCAGGAUGAUGAUCACCAGGAACUCGCCAACUACUACGUUACUGCCAGUUACAGAGAAAAGAGGUUAGAGAGCCGUCUGUCUGUCCUGCAGAGUGCUGUUGAUGAGUACAACAAGGCGAAGAACGAGUUUUCUGCUAAGGCCACAGAAGAAGAGAUGCGUCUCCUUCGUUUCCAGCGCAAACUCGAUGACGAGAAAGGAGCGGGGCUACUGGGACUGUCUCUACAGGCGACCAUGGAGGCUCUACUGGCGUUGGGACUCCACAAACAGGCAGAACAACUUUACCGAGACUUCAGAGUACCUGACAAAAGGUAUUGGUGGUUAAAACUGAAGUCUCUGGCAGAGAAGGAGGAGUGGGAGGAGUUAGAGAAGUUCUCAAAGAGCAAGAAGUCUCCUAUUGGCUACCUGGCAUUUGUUGAAGUCUGCAUGAAGAGUAACAACAAGUACGAAGCCAAGAAGUAUGUUUCCAAGGUCACGCCUGAGCAAAGGGUGAAAGCUCACCUUGCCAUCAGUGACCUGGAGGGUGCUGCGGACGCUGCGAUUGAACGCAAGAACGAAUCAGAGAUGGGUGCAGUCCUCUCCAGAUGCUCCACCUCUGACCGCCUGUUGGUUGACAGGUUGAACAGAGCCAGAGCCUCCACUGCUAAAAAGUGAUCAAUCAGAGUGUAUGUACAGAGCCAGCAGGCUGUCUGCUGCAAAAAGUGAUCCUCAGCUUACCUAAUAUUCAUCAAUCAUCAUGUUUUCUCCCGAACUCUUAAUAAAAAUAAAAACCGUCCAGUUCUUCAGCAACCACACCUGUCUCACCUGUCACCCCCCCCCCCCC
Molecule: messenger RNA, 2762 nt
Organism: Centropristis striata (black sea bass)
Lineage: Eukaryota; Metazoa; Chordata; Actinopteri; Perciformes; Serranidae
Gene: vps16
Product: VPS16 core subunit of CORVET and HOPS complexes
Exons: 24
Coding region: 89-2593 (834 amino acids)
Biological process (GO): endosomal transport; intracellular protein transport; vacuole fusion, non-autophagic
Cellular component (GO): lysosomal membrane; HOPS complex; cytoplasm
Molecular function (GO): actin binding
Source: RefSeq, a predicted model, not a curated record